GGGGUCCAGACCUCUGGGGAACCACGCUGCGAACAGAAACGCGGCGUCGGAUGUCUGAGGACGCUCAGAUCUCAGGGUAGGAUCGCAACGUGCUGACAACACGGCCGUCGCUGGGUUGGGACGGGGGGGUCGUCUUCCGGGGGCCUCUCGCGACAGGCGGCCAGUCAUUGGUAGGGGGCGAUGGCGCCGGCCCGCUGCGCCCGCGCGGCGCUCGCACUCCCAGCCCUGAUGCUCGGAGUACAGGCCAGCCCAGAGUACAUCGCGGAGAUGUGCAGAGGCGAGCGGUGCGACCAGAUGACGCACCCGAUCCUCGAUUGGGACCCCGAGGGGCAGAAAUGCAUCUGCAUCCGUCACCCGUGCUGGCACGACGCGGGACAGAAGCACUGGUGCGACGCCCCGACUCACCCACAUUUGACUUUCAGCUACGACGAGAAUAAGAAGCUCAAGUGUGGCUGCUCCGCGUGGGCCGACACGACCACGAAGCACAUAGCGAUGGACUUGUGCCCUGGGCACAGGUGCGACGAUGGUAAGUUCCCCAUUCUCGAUUACAACAACAAGACAAACAAGUGCAUUUGCAGCGAGAACCCGUGCUGGAACGCAAAUGGUUUCAAACACUUCUGCGAUGAGGAGGGGGCGCCGGUUCUGAACAUGCGUUUGGACAAGGACGGCAAGAAAAUUUGUGAAUGUAAGAAGAGCUGGAGCAGGUACGCGAAGGAAGAGCUCUGAUGACCUGCGCGUUCUACAGACCAGACUACAGAGGGAUGUGGCCCGUACGGGGGGUCAUUUCCGGAUGGAGGCAACGAUGGGCAGUUGGGAUCCAGCUUGGACUUAGCCUUUUUUUAGAUGGGCCAGAAUGUGUUAGUCCUCUCUGCAAUUGCCAGAUUGCGGUGGUCCUUCCAGUAACUGGGGGGCACUGUACUCAACAGCGCCAUCUUAAAUUAAGCUGCUUACACAGACCUGCCGAGUGCAUGGACCAUCAGUUCCUCGUGGAGCGCAUCAGACCACAA
This is a messenger RNA of Prorocentrum cordatum, 1007 nucleotides long. Lineage: Eukaryota; Dinophyceae; Prorocentrales; Prorocentraceae. The record is from the annotation of a GenBank genome assembly.